This is a messenger RNA of Canariomyces notabilis, 411 nucleotides long. RefSeq lists its product as uncharacterized. The record is from RefSeq and is a predicted model, not a curated record. The transcript is spliced from 5 exons. Bases 1 to 411 code for a protein of 136 amino acids. Gene Ontology annotation, molecular function: carbon-sulfur lyase activity. Lineage: Eukaryota; Fungi; Ascomycota; Sordariomycetes; Sordariales; Chaetomiaceae.
AUGGACGCCAGCUGUCAGUGCGGAGCCGUCGGCUUCAAGACGCCCACACCAAAACCACUUGCGUUGUACAUCUGCCAUUGCCAGGACUGCCAGCGGCAGACCAGCUCGGCGUUUGGCAUGUCAGCCAUCUAUCCCAGGUUCCAGCUGCCGGAUGCCGAACGCUUGACUCAGACCGGACAGACGUUGUAUUGCUACUUCUGCAAGCAAUGCGGUACUCGCCUGAUCCACACAACUCCAGGCAAGAAUGUCGUCUCCGUCAAGGGCGGGUGCGUAGAGGGUCUCGAUUGGAGCAAGGCUAUUCAUAUUUGGACGAAGUCGGCCAUGGUCCCAAUCCCAGAGGGAUCCGAGACCUACUCCGAAGACUCUGGAAGUACCGACUACGGGGAUACCAGUACCGGACUAAUUGGAUGA